Molecule: messenger RNA, 1860 nt
Organism: Ectocarpus sp. CCAP 1310/34
Lineage: Eukaryota; Phaeophyceae; Ectocarpales; Ectocarpaceae
Source: the annotation of a GenBank genome assembly
GUCCAGACUUCUGUGGUGUUCGCGAACCCACUCUUUUAUUCAGGCAGAGCAGUUGUAAACAGGAAAAGGUGGAGGGCAAGGAGAGAGCGAGAGAGAGAGAGCGGGAGGAAAGCGAGGCAGAGCAGAGGGAUCGGAGAAUGGCGCAAAAGAGUAGCGGAACAUCAACUCGCCGCACCGGUAUGAAUCUUAUGGAAAGUGCGUUAGCAACGAUACUGGAGUGGCUACUCUGGAAUUGUGGACAAAUCUGGAAACAAACAACGCGGAAAACGCCAAAAAUCGUCGGAACGUUCGUCGGUAGCGCCGUCGUUGCCAGCCGCGACCUGAAGGGUCCAAGAAGCAAUCGAGAUCAGGAAGUUUCUUCAAAGAACCUGUCGUCAUCAAGCGUCCGGACACGAGCAGUCACCUCCUGGAGUUAUCGCGUCAUCCUGCUCGUAGCCAUUGAAGCCGUCAAACUGGGCUUAGCGGAAGGCACACUGCUGUGUGACUUGCCAUCGGGUUUGAAGUGCGCGUGGUAUAACCUGUCGCACCCUGCCCAGUGCGCGGCAUUGAUCAUGACGCUGGGAUGCAUUUACGGGGUAAACCGGCUUUUCGACAAGCUUGAUAGCGCUAUGUAUGCUCGACUUUCCCGCGCAACGCGCAACUGGAUGCAACAGAGGAGGGAGGCGCUCGGGAUGUAGGGAAAACCGAAGCCAGGCUUAAACGACCAUGGUUAUAUAGACGGGAAGAUUGGACGGUGGCUCUGGAGGAGGUUCUAGAGGCGCGGCAUCCCGUCACUUUCCGUCAAUGCUGCGGAUCGUCAGAGUUGCGGAUCGUUCGUCAGAAGACCGACUCGGAGACUGGGCGCCAAGUAGUUUGGUGUGACACCAUUGGAUGCGACAAAGGAGGGAGGCGCUCGGGAUCUAGGGGAAACCGAAGCCAGGCUUAAGCGACUACAGUCGUUGUCCCGGGUUAACGGUCCAUAAUGUCACGAAAUGUUAUAACCAUUAGUAGUAGAAGUAGUGAGGGCAUCGCCGUUAAACUGGAAUGACAGUUGUGUUCUAGUUAAGACUACCGAGGUGCAGCCGUGCCACGAGAUUUUGGGACCACUACUUAAGGCAUCCCGCUCACCAGGGAACCGAUGAGCCGGGACCACGACUGUAUGUAUAUAUUGAUAAGGAAGAGUCCACGCUGGACCUGGAGGAGGGUUCGGGAAGUGCGGCAUCCGGUCGCUUUCCGUCAAAGCUGCGGAUCGCAAGAGUUGCGGAUUGUUCGUCGGAAGACCGACUUCGAGAUUGGACGUGAACUAGUUCGGGUGUGAUGCAUUUGGAUCUAUCUCGGGAUGGGCGCGUUCCCGACAAACGACCCCAACAACGAAUUGCCGCUUGGCUGUUCACGCAGGUUCCUACGGUUCAUUUGGUUGGAGAACAUGGAGUUGGGGAUCGGUCGUCUUUCUUCAAUAUUGGGAAUCGCGCGAGUUGCGUAUCGUUAGUCGGCAAACCGACUUGGAGAUUGCGCGGGGAGCAGCUUGAUGUGAAGCAUUCGAUCUCUCUUGAGCUGGGCAAGUUGCCGGUAAUUCACCCGAAACGAUUUGCCACUUCGCUGCUUGCGCUAGAGGGGCGCUUUGCUAGUCUCAGGUAGUUCCUGACGGUGCAUUUGGUUUAUAAAAAUGGAACUGGGGAUCAUUACGUUGUGCAUGGUAAUUUUCCAUAUUUUCGGUUUGAGCGGCUGCAUAUAUGGCUAGUACGUGUUGAAAGAACAACAGGACAAAUCGAUUGGUGAGUGUUUCAUUCCAGCUUUCGCUUCCCGAACGCUGCGUUCCACGUUUUGGGUUGGUGCGUGGCCCCAACACUGAGCAAUGCGCCCUGCUCAAGGCGCCUCAUG